CUCUACUACUGGAAAGAUUAACAUCCACUAUGAAGUUUGAAGAACUAAAUGAUGCAAAAGAUGGAUUUUCUAUAAACAAUGCAAUUGGGUUUGGAAAGAUGGGAAUAAUGUACAAGGGAACAUUGGCUAACGGUUGGCACCUAGCCAUUAAGAAACUAACUGAUUCUCAACAAUUUGGGAGACAAGUUCUUAUAGAAAUAAGGAUUCUAGGUAAGCUCCGACACAGAAACAUAGUUCCCCUGCUUGGGUUCUGCAUUGAUAACGAUGAAAGGAUUCUGGUGUACCCGUAUUUCUCAAAUGGAAGACUCUCGAAAUGGUUGCACCCUUUGGAAACUGAGGCUAUGAUAUUGACAUGGCCACAGAGGAUUAACAUUGCACUAGGUGUGGCUAGAGCCUUAUCUUGGCUCCAUCAUUUAUGCAAUCUGCAUGUGGUGCACUUGAAUAUUUGUUCACGGAGUAUCUUGCUAGAUAAGAAUUUUGAACCCAAGUUAUCCAAUUUUGGAGAUGCCAAGUUUUUGAACCCCAACAACCAUGAGAGUCUAGGCAUGUCGUUUUAUAUCAAGGAUGGGAAGAAGGAUGUUUAUGAUUUUGGUAAUGUAAUUUUUGAGUUGGUCACGGGAAAAUUAUAUGAGGAAUUGGUGGAGAAUUCAUGUAACAAUGCUAAUCUAUCUCCUAAUCCUUCAAGUUUUUAUAGUGCAAUUGAUAAGUUUAUUAUUGGUGAAGGGUUUGAAAGUGAAGCGUUUAUGCUCAUCAAGAUUGCUUGCGAGUGUGUUCAGCCUUUUCCAGAACAAAGACCAACAAUGGUUCAAGUCUACAACAAAAUGAGCAGUCUAUGGGAAGAGGGACAUGAACUUUGCGGUGAUUCUAACACUUCCACGCGAUCAGAGAGUUUUUCUGCUACUGACCGUGAUGAAUUUGUUGAAUUAUAACCAUAGUUGUCGUAUUGUGU
This is a messenger RNA of Arachis ipaensis, 949 nucleotides long. RefSeq names its product probably inactive leucine-rich repeat receptor-like protein kinase At5g48380. NCBI's taxonomy places the organism in Eukaryota, Viridiplantae, Streptophyta, Magnoliopsida, Fabales, Fabaceae. Gene Ontology annotation, biological process: protein phosphorylation. The record is from RefSeq and is a predicted model, not a curated record. Gene Ontology annotation, molecular function: protein kinase activity; ATP binding.